Molecule: messenger RNA, 4754 nt
Organism: Patiria miniata (bat star)
Lineage: Eukaryota; Metazoa; Echinodermata; Asteroidea; Valvatida; Asterinidae
Gene: ccnk
Product: cyclin-K-like
Exons: 9
Coding region: 93-2108 (671 amino acids)
Biological process (GO): regulation of transcription by RNA polymerase II; positive regulation of DNA-templated transcription, elongation
Cellular component (GO): cyclin/CDK positive transcription elongation factor complex; nucleus
Molecular function (GO): cyclin-dependent protein serine/threonine kinase activator activity
Source: RefSeq, a predicted model, not a curated record
UCGACACUUUGCUGAUGAGGUCGUUGUUGAGGAUCGCGCCACGAUUCCCGAUUAUUUUAACCUUUUGUUGGAGCUAAUUUUCAGCAGUAAGGAUGCCGUGUUGGUACUAUGAAAAGGAGGACCUUGUGGACACACCGUCUAGGCGGGAUAGCAUUGAUGCAGCUACAGAGGCCAGAUAUCGCAAGGAAGGUGCUCGUUUCAUCAUUGAUGCUGGCACCUCACAGGGACUACGAUAUGAUACCAUGGCAACUGGUGUCGUCUACUUUCAUCGCUUUUACAUGUUCCACUCCUUCAAAGACUUCCCAAGAUUUGUCACAGGGGCAGCCUGCUUAUUCCUGGCAGGAAAAGUGGAAGAAACUCCCAAAAAGUGCAAGGACAUCAUUCGUGUGGCUAAGCUCAUGGUUCCAGAGCCUCACUUCAGUACAUUCGGCGAUGAUCCAAAGGAAGAGAUAAUGACCUAUGAGCGCAUCCUUCUUCAGACCAUCAAGUUUGAUCUUCAGGUUGAUCAUCCAUACAGCUACCUCCUCAAGUAUGCCAAGACACUCAAAGGAGACAAGGCUAAGAUACAGCAGCUAGUGCAGAUGGCUUGGACGUUUGUCAAUGAUAGCCUAUGCACAACUCUGUGCUUACAGUGGGAGCCCCACAUUGUGGGCGUGGCCUUCCUGUAUCUAGCGGGGCGUCUGUCUAAGAGUGAUCUGUUGGAAUGGUCAGGCAAGAACACCAAGGUCAAGUGGUGGGAGCAGCUGGCUGACGAUGUGUCAUUGGAUAUUAUGGAAGAUAUAUGUCACCUGCUUCUGGAUCUGUACUCUACUGGCAAAGAACCCAAGCCAUCGGUUUUGACACCAACCAAGGCAGCGGUCAAACGCCCCAGACCAAAAACACCACCAGUGGCUGGUGCUGAGAGUAGCAAAAGCUCAGAUGAUUCUCACGGAUCUCAGCAGUCGGCAUCGAAACCAGAGAAACCACGGGAUGGUCAUUCCUACACCCAGUCACGGCCCCCUCCCCCUCCCCUUCCAUCAUCCUCAUCAUCAGGUGCCUCAACUUCUGGCCACAGCCAAGCCAAAGGGACUGACCAGGUGGACAAGUCCUCAAGUGCAAAGGCCCACCCACCUCCCCCAAGAAAAAUCAUGAAAGAGUCGGCCCCUGCUGUGUCUCAGCCGAAGGCUCAUGCAGCCCCGCCCCCUGCACCUGCCCUAGUCACUCAGUCUGUACCUCCUUCUAGUCAGUCCUAUCAAGGGCCUGUUUCAUAUACGGAGACUGCCCCAACAUCAUCAUACAGCGUGCCACCACCACCGCCCGUCAGUCAGGGCUACCCAUCCACUGGUUACCAUCAAUCUGCACCGUCUGGCGCAGCGGUUAGCACUCCACAGCCGGUCUACAGUCAAGCACAGUACCAGUCUGUUUGGAAUUAUGGAAACCAAACGCAGCCGCCCAGUAAUCCGGUUCCCAACUAUGGACAGGCUGGUUACAAUGUGAACCAGCCUCCACCAGGAUACAUUCCAAAUGUACCCCCACAGACUGGGGUUAACACAGCAGUACCUCCACCACCACUACAGCAGCAGCAGCAACAACAACAGCAGCAGCCCCCACCACAGAUACCCCCACCAGGACCAGCUCCACAGCAGCCAUACAGCCAGCCUUAUAACCAAUACCCUCCACCUGUCCAAUGUCCUCCACCAUCUAGCAUGCCACCCCCGCCAAUUAACGUCCCCCCUCCCCAAGUCAAUAUACCCCCUCCACCACACAAUAUGUCAGUCCCCCCGCCCAAUAUGAACAAACCACCACCAUUAAUUUCCAAGCCGCUGCCUUUGAUGGGCCAGCCACCACCAGUUCAAAUGCCCCCCAACCAGCCCCCUCCUCAGCCCUUCCCCAACUUUCCCCCGCCAUCAGCUACCAAUCAAGCCUUCAAUCAGCCACCCCCCAAUUUUGACAUGAUGCGGAUGCCUGCUCCCACAGGAAUCCUUCCUGGUCCUCAGUCAGAGGCAGGCUUUGCAUCUAAUGUACCCAUGGGUCUAGCUACAGUGCGUAUCACAGGGCGUGAUAGCAGCUGGAGUGCACAGAGAAGAGGUUCCCAUGGGGGAGGACAGUCAUCGUGGCCGGAGAAAUAACCAGAAGUAAUGAGUUAUUGUAAGCGAGGAAUCGCUGGCGCUGAGAUAGUACCUUGUAAGUGAUUUUUUAAGGGUACUUUUUGUCUGAUACCAUCAGUUAUAUGUAAUCAAUAAUGAACAUAACUUCUGGAGUCCAAGGUCAGUAGUAAGUUAAGAGGUAGUGUCCUCCAAGCGUGUAGGAAAAGAUUUCUCUUGAAUCUUCUUUAUGCGAAAUAGCUGUGAAAGUAAGAAGAUUAUUUGGUUCUAAUGAAAUAAAUUUUGCAACAGAAAAGUGGAGUGCAUAAAGAGAAAGGCUUAGGACGCUAUAAUUUGACCCCAGUUUCAAGUGUGCUCUUUUACUGUAGUUUUUCUUAGUACCUAGCUAAACAGCAUACUAUGUAAACGUGAAUUCUCACUAUAUUUGUCUUGCUGUUUUUACAGACAGCGAAUUAUUUGGAACAAAAAAUAAAUGUUGCAUUUGCACAUCACAUUUCAUUGAGAAUUUCAACAAGAUUAAUUGUAAAUAUAUCAAGGAAUUCUUAAAUAGACUAGAUUAUUUUGUAAGACAUUAAACAACAAAUGGUUCUGAUCGAGACUUUUUGAAGAUUUUAUGAAACCAAAGUGGAGGAAAAUUUAAUGCAUACCAUGUUUUUCUUACAGACCAAUACUUAAAAUGUCUGGUAAAACUAGAGUUCCAAAUCUGUUCUGUAUAGUCAUUUUUAUUUGAAUAUAUGCCUAUUGGCAUAUGUAUUGAUCACAUAGCAGUAUAAUUGAACAAUGCAGGUCACAUAACUACCAAAGACCAUUUAGGCCAUCGGCCUGGGGGUUGGUCGGUAUCAAAUGAGGGGAAUAAAGGAUUAUAAUGCUCAUUGGCAAGGUCAAUAUGCAUACACCCCUAGAGUGGUAACAAGAAUUUUGGUGAACAUUUUGAGAAAAAAGGGUGAUUAUGUCCAAAAAGUUAUACGGGUGCAUGCCUUGCCAAAAAUCGCUAGUGCAUUAUUCCCCUCAUUUGAUACCAGUGGCCAAAAUUUUGGACCGAGGCUGAUGGCCUAAUUGCCAUUAUUAUAAAUAGGACAUUUUAUUUUUGACUUGGCUACUUUAGUCCCAAGCUUCCACUAUUGCACUAGAAAUGAAACAAAAGCUUGCCACAUGAUCCAAGCAUGAACAUAUUGAACAGAAAAGCUGAGCUCGAGUGUUUGUUGGAAAAAAUGUAGUAUCCAGAAGCCACUUCAGCAGUUGUGAACAAAAUCUAUGGAAAGUCAAGAACAUUUUCAAAGUAUUUCCUAACAAAAUUAGAAAUGUUUCUCAGAUUCGUGUCUUUUCAAUAAUGUUUGCAAUGACUGACCUCCAUUGAGAUGAUAUAUGAUGAAAAAAGUGACGUCAGGAUGCAAUAUUCUUUCCGUUUUGUAUUUUAUUCUAUGCGCGACGCAAAAUCCUGACAAGUUUCUAGUUUCCCAAUUUCCUAAUUGUACUGGAACUCAAGACACACACAGAAUAAAACACUACUCUUUGGAACAAUCGAUUGUUUAUUUGAGCUGUUUUUAUUUUCCUUUUGUCCCAUUAGUUUAAAAUAACUAAAAACUAACCCGCAGAAAAUUUACAAAUUACAAGUGUGGUCUGAUGCUUUGCAUGGUGGACAGAUACCUCGGGACGGACAGAGCACACUGUCCAAAAAACAUCAAGAACAGUUCUCACCUCCGGUUCUUUUCAGAACCACACGUCAAAAACAAAGAAAAUAUUGCAAGGUGUACCCGCAAACCUAUUACUUAUUACUAAUUAUUAAAGGGACAUUACAGCCUGGAAUGCGCCCAAUUGGGCUACAAAAUGCAUUUUCAACGAAAUGAUAUUAAAUGGAAAGAGCAUUUAGAAAUAGAAUAUAAACGUCCAACCAAUCAUCCUAGGCCUUUUGACACUGGGUGUUUUUGUGUUAUUCUUGCAUGAACCAUGUGAGAAAGAAUUUUGGGGGUCAUAAUUUUGUCCCCGAAAAAUCGAGCUGUUGGUGCUAGUUGUGACUCCAGCCACACAGUGGUUCGCAUUCUGCGGACCUUUAAGAAACAACAUUUGUGUAUUGGUGCUGUGUGUAUUAUGUAUCACACACACACACAACGUGAACGAUACAUUGAAUAGACACGACUUGAAAUACGAAUACAUAUGCCACAAAAUGUCUGUCGCGCUGAUGUAAACAACCGGGUUUUUGUCUUUUCUCGAGAACGGUAAGACAUUGGGUUUGUUUCUUUUCAAGGGACCUUUAUAACAGUAUAUGUAAACAAUCCAAAACAUGUUAUUUGCGGCGAUUUCAGGCCGUACUGCCCCUUUAAUCUAGCAAAUUUUCCCACACUACGCGUACUAGCAUGCCUAAGCAAGAAGGUUAAUUGGAAGAACCUGUAUCUAUCAAGCAAAUUCAAAGUAAAUAGCACCACCUGGUUGAACUCUGGGUACAGAAAUUUAUAUGUAGAUAAAUAAUGAAAUCCUGAGGUACUUUGUAUUACAAGCCUGGCUGGGUCAUUUGCAACGGCCUCAAGCCAGGCCUUCCUGGAGUAGAACAUCCCUGUGAAAUAUUGUGUGACAGGUCAGAAGAAACUUGAGUUUCCACAUGCAAAUCAAAACACUCGUACUCUCAUGAGUAGUCUAGUGUCCACUAGUUUUCAAUAGGUUUCUUGUGACUUA